UAGUGGUGGAACGUUCUGAGCGGGAGAAGCAAGAACUGGAGCGUCAGAUGUCUGAGCUGCGCACUCAGCUCAAUAGAACCGCCAUCUUGUCUGAGAUAGAAGAACUGAAACGCAGUCUGGACCAAAAGGAUAGAGAGAAGACGGAGCUAUCGGACAAGCUGGAGAUUCUGAUGGCAGACAUGGACAAGAGAGAGCGACAGCAGCUGCGUAUGUUGGAGCAGCUGAAGGACAUCCAGAGCCGCUACGAGACCUGUGAGAGGGAAAGGAGACAGACCGAGAGCCACAAUUCUGAGCUAGGCCAGCAGCUGGAGGAGGCCACCCAGGAGGCUGAGCGGAUCCUGGCUGAACUGCAGCAGGUAGAUGCUCAGCGUCUGGAGGCCGAGAAGAAGAAAGAAGAUCUGAAGUCCAAAGCUCAGGAGAGCCUCAGACACUGGAAGCUGAAGUAUAAAAAGUUGGACCGUGAAAUGGAGAAGAAAGAAGAGACGGUGAAAGUGACAAGCGAGCGCUGUACACAGGUGACGAAGGAGAAGGACGACUUGAAGUGUCAGCUCCAGGCCACCAUACAGCAGGCAGAAAGUCUCCGUAAGGAGUUGGCGGAGGUGCUGGCCAAACGGGCGCAGCAGGAGGAGGAAUUACAUUUGAAGCAAGUACGACUGACUGAGGCCCAGGAACAGCAACUGGACCUGGAGAGGGAACUGGGGGAAUCGCAAGAGCUGGCUGGACGUCUUCAGGGAGAGUUCCAGAGACAGGUGGAAGUCCAGCAACAGCUCCAGGAGGACCGGGAGAGGCUUCAGGAAGAGUUAUUGUCCACUGGCCGGGCCCAGGAGAAGACCAACGACCAAGUACUAGAACUUCAGGAAGCUGUCCGAGAUCUGAGCGCUGCGAGGGCUGAGCUGAGCAGGCGACUGGCACAGGAGGAGAAGGGCAACAAAGAGCUCCGGAGAAACCUUUGUGAGGCCCAGAAACAGGCCGAGUUUGCUCGGGAAGAGCUGAAUUCAGCAGGCAGACAGCUAAAGAUGGAACGGGAUGUACAUCAGCGGGAGGUGACAGAUCUGCGCUCCGCGGCUCAGACUGCGAAGAGCAAACACGAGCGCAACAUGCAGGAAAUGCUGGCACACUUCAGGCAAGAAAGAGAAGAGCUGGAGGGUCACAUCCGCAGCCUGAAGGCCGAGCUUAUCGACACCAAGUCUCUGGGGAAAUCGGAGCGACAACGAGUGGAGAAGAUGAAGGUGGAGUGCGACAAACUUUCAGAGGAAGUGUUGCGGGGUAAAGAGGAGUGUGCCACCCUGAGGUGCAAGUACCAGCUGGCUGCACAGGAUACUGAGGAGAAGAACGUUCUCCAGCUCUACGACCACGGGAGGUCUCUGAGAACUCUUGUCAUAGAUAUUUCUCUAUUGUCCAUCGAAGGACACAGCUCUGAAGAAUUCUGA
This is a messenger RNA of Nanorana parkeri, 1430 nucleotides long. RefSeq names its product centrosomal protein of 128 kDa-like. The transcript has 6 exons. NCBI's taxonomy places the organism in Eukaryota, Metazoa, Chordata, Amphibia, Anura, Dicroglossidae. The record is from RefSeq and is a predicted model, not a curated record. The annotation marks the transcript as partial.